This is a messenger RNA of Paramecium octaurelia, 818 nucleotides long. NCBI's taxonomy places the organism in Eukaryota, Ciliophora, Oligohymenophorea, Peniculida, Parameciidae. The record is from the annotation of a GenBank genome assembly.
GUCUAUACGAUGAUUAAUUUGUAAUAAGCUUUUGAUUAUAUUAGUAAUACACCAAUGCCAUAGCAAUGUUUGUUAAGGAGGGUCAAAAGAUUUCUGUAUUCAAAAAAUCCUGGGUUUUCACAGAAAAAAAAGAUGUCCCUACUCGAAUAACUAAUUUAAUCUAAGCAGCAGAAACCUUUGUUAAACAAUUAAUUAUAAUAACGCAAAACAUUAAAUUUGAUCAAAAACAUUUGUCAUACAUUAAAGGAUUCACUACAGAUGGAGGUUAUUUAUUUCCAGCACAUUCAGCUUUUGUGUCACAGAGAUUAAAAUUAAAUUACAAAAGGAAAUUAAAGUAUUUUACUACCUUAAUUUUAGAUUCGCCUCUCCUGAACAAUAAAAAAUGGCCUUUUUGGAGUAUGCAUAUGUAUAAUUACUUUUAUAUGAAUAAAUGUUCUCAAUCAGCGGUUGGUAAGAUUUGCUUAAGCCAUUUGCAGAACCCUUAAAAUUACUUGUUUCUCUUCUAUAAUAUUUGUUUGUAGACAGAUUCUAGAAUCUGUAAAUCCUAUCAAAAAAUAUGAAAUUUAAUGUACAAAAUUGUUUUAUUACUAAAUCAGGUUGAUUAAGUUCCAUACUUGGAUUUCACUAAGCGUAAUGUGGCUGAUGUCAAAUAAGCAAUAAAUCAAAAUGAUCCCAGAUUUUAGGUUACCGAUAAAUACCCAAUCCUUGGAUUGUAUGAUGAGACUGUGUUGAAACCAGUAAUUGAAAAUCCUGCGUUUGCAAAUCUUUAAAACCAUUUUAAAGCUUUUGUUGAUUUUAUACACUCUAAAACGCAGUGA